Messenger RNA from Paramecium primaurelia, 1642 nucleotides. The record is from the annotation of a GenBank genome assembly. NCBI's taxonomy places the organism in Eukaryota, Ciliophora, Oligohymenophorea, Peniculida, Parameciidae.
AUGAAGAAAAGUUUGAGUAAUUUAAUUCCGAAUAGUUUUGUAAAGAAAUAUUCAUUCAGACCACCUGAUCCAGCAAAAUACACUUUUGAGUUUAGAGAUAGAAAAUAUCAUUUUUUUCCAAUAAUAAAAGGACAGAAGAAACAAAUUUUCAGUUAUUAAUUACAAAUAGACUCAUACAUACUAAAAAAUGAUAAACUAUACGUUCCUCUAAUUCAUUUUUCAGGGUAUAUUUUAAUGUAAAUAUAGAUUUUAAAAUGCAAAAACUGAAGCAUCAUUAUCGAAAGAAUGUUUAUUUAAUUCUAAGUCAUUUUAAUGUGAUACAGAGAAAUUAACUCAGAGGAACAGGAUGUUAGUUAUAUUUUCUCAUGCAAAUGCAAGUGAUUUGGGAGAUGUAUAUUUUUUUGGUGAAAGGAUAAGUAUAGAAUAUGGGGUUGAUUUUAUUGCAUAUGAUUAUACAGGUUAUGGAAUAGGGUUUGGAUAAUAUAAAGUUAGUGAAUAAUAAACAUAUGAUGAUUUGUAAACUGUAGUAUCAUUUGCAACUAAUAGAUUAAAUUACUCUUUGAAUUAGAUUAUAUUAUGGGGUUUUUCAUUAGGUUCAGGUCCUGCUUCUGAAAUAGCUACACGUUUUUAUGGAUUAGCAGGUUUGAUAUUAUAAGCUCCCAUUGCAUCUAUAUAUAGUUGGUUUGGAGAAGGAGAUUAUGGAGAAUAAGACAUGUAUGUUAAUUAUAAGAAGAUUUAAAAUGUUAAAUGCAACAUAUUGAUAAUUCAUGGGGAUUAAGAUAAGAUUGUUGGUCAAGAGCACAGUGAGAAAUUGUACAAUACAUAUUUGCAAAAUAAUAAUAGAGAGAAAAUUCAAUUGAUAAUAGUAAAGGAUGCUGGACAUAAUGAUUUAUAAUUUUAUAUAGAGAGAGGAGAGGAUGAAUUGGGAGCUUAGAUUCGUCAUUUUUUAAGGUAAAAAGGAACAGGAUAUAGUGAGUAUGAGAAUACAUUAUUGAAAAAAUGUUAUUUGAAAGAACACAUUCCUGGAUAAAAUAUUUAUUAAUGUAAUUCAUUAAAAAAGUUUUCAUAUUCUUAAGAAAUUUAGUUGAAGAAAACACAUAGUUUAUUCUCUUUUUGUACUUGUGAUUGAUUUUUCAUUUAUUCUUAUUUAUUUUUUCUAAGUUUUAAUUAAUAUAUAUCUAUAUAAUUUAAGCAAUAACAUUUAGAGGUGACAAUCCUUAACCACCUUUUAGAGUAUUUAAAGAAAAUGGAAGAGAAUUGAAGUAAGUGGAUGUGUACCAACUAAUAGAGUAGCACAUUAAGAAUUGGCUAUUGAAUUGAAUUAAAUAAUUAUAUUUGGAGAAGGUGGUUUAGCAGAUGAUAAUCUAUUUUUACUUGAAUUACGUAAUGAUACUGGUGCAUGGAUUAAAGUAACUGAUAUUGGAACUACUCCUGGUAGAAGGUAUGGUCACACUAUGGUACUCAUAAAACCAUAUUUAAUUAUUUUGGAGGAAAUAUAGGUUAAGACCUGUUAAUAAUGUUUGGUGUUUAAAUUUUGAGAAAUCACCAUAUUCAUGGAUGGUCUAUAUUAGAAUGCACAUCAGAAUUACCUUGUGUUAAAGUUUAUCUUUCAUCUGCUCUGUGUAAUACAGGUUCAGCAAAU